UAUUGAAUGUCUUCCGCGGUGACGGCCCCUAGCGGGCACCCGGGACAUCGCAGGCUUAGGAGGGCUUUAGACGGGAACCUGAACGAUGGUUCCUAUGUGUCACAUCGAGAAAUGUCCCCCGAUAGGAAGUGGCUUCGUGAGGGCCAGAGCCGAAGGAUUAACAUCGUUAACUGAAUCAAUGUUACUCAGUGUCGGGACUGCUCCACAUGUCCCGCUUAUGACCGCUCUAUUAUCAGAAUAAAACCAUAAGUUAGAGCGGAAGGACCGACGCUCCGGUCCCGGAGGAGCACCGCGGGACUCGAGGAGCUCCCCGAGGCUAACCGUCACACCACCGGGUCAACACCUCACUCCACCGUGUUCUGGGUGAACUAUGUCCAGUGAUUGGUAUUGAACAGUUAAGCUUCAGUCAGUCCCCCACACCCCACCAUGUCUACCAUGUCCACCACGUCGCUGGACCAGGAGCUCCAGGAGCGGCUGCGGGAGGCGGCGGCCAUCGGGGACUUGGACGAGGUGCGCUCCCUGGUCGAGGGGGCGGUCAACGUCAACUCUCAGAACGAGAUCAACGGCUGGACAUGCCUUCACUGGGCCUGCAAGCGGAACCACAGGCACAUUGUGUCGUACCUGCUGGACUCUGGAGCCGACAUGGAGAUACUGACGGCCAAGGAUGAGCUCGCCUCUCAGCUCACCUCCAAACCAGAGAUCAAGAGGCUGCUGGGAGUGGAAGUGGAAGACCUGCCGGAGGUGAAGGAGGCGGAGCUGCCCAUCAUCCCCAACUACCUGUCCAACCCGCCCUUCAUGUACAGCAAGCUGGACAGCAAGGUGGAGGAGCUGGUGGCUCAGCUCCAGCAGCAGAGUGGCUCCGGGGACCUCGAGCCGGAGGACCCCUCCGUCUCCCCCACCCACCAGCCCCCGCCACCGGUGCUGAGCCCCGUGGGCAACGCCCCCAACGCCCGCUUUGUCCCCGUCUGCUCCCUGACCACACCCGCCCCCCUGGCGCCCCUCGGCCAGCCGGGCCACCCCUCAGGGGCCUUCGUGCCCCUGGUGGAGCAGAACGGGAUGCAACACCCCCACCCGUACUCUGCGGUCAACGGGGUGCUGCCCAUGGACCUGUCGUCGGAGCCCCCCCCGGACUACCCCCCCCACGCAGCGCAGAACGGGGCGGGCUGCACGCCGUCGCGGGCCUCCCCCAGCCCCAGCAGCGGCAGCCAGGUGCAGGCUCCGGGGCCCGGAGUGCACCCCGCCAUGACCCGGCAGCCGUCCGUCCCCCAGCAGCUCAGCAGUGGUCCGGACGGGGCCGGGGGCGGAGCUAUGCCCGCCUUCCAGCCCUUCUUCUUCACCAGCACCUUCCCGGUCAACGUCCAAGAGCUGGUGCUGAAGGUCCGCAUCCAGAACCCUAACACACGGGACAACGACUUUAUCGAGGUUGAGCUGGACCGCCAGGAGCUGACCUUCCGCUCGUUGCUCCGGGUCUGCUGCCGCGAGCUGGACAUCAGCGCCGAGCACGUGGAGAAGAUCCGCAAGCUGCCCAACACCCUGCUUAGAAAGGACAAGGACGUUGCCCGGCUGCAGGACUUCCAGGAGCUGGAGGUGGUGCUGGAGAAGGGGGAGGGUCUGUCCCUGUUCUCCGGGACCGGGACCCUCACUGACCGGCCCUGCUACAACAUGAAGGCCUCCCGGCUCACCUACUAGAGCCUCCAGGGCCCUGACCCCAAGACAGGAACCCCCCUUGUCCCUGUUCCCUGUUCUGGUCCCUGACUCCAGCCCUAGUCCCUGACCUCAGCCCUGUUCCCUGUCCUGGUCCCUGACUCCAGCUUCUCUCUAGCCCACCAUGAAGGAGUCCCGCCCAGCCAACGGUUUAAGGGUUUGGUUGCGGUAUUUUACCAGAUAGUGGUGUUUUUUAUUUAAUUUCUGCUAACCAAAAUCGCUAUCCUCCACUUUUCUUUAUUCACUUGAGACACAGAGGUGUACCUGCCCUGCGCUUAGUGUUUUUUUAUUUUUUUAUUUGACUAACGCAUGGUGUCCUUUGUUAUCGCUUUAUGUACUCGUGGAUCAAAAAUGGGUUGGGGUUCCAGUGGUCUGUCGUAGAAAUAUGGACCCGUGCUCAGAGAAAGGCCUUAAUCAGAACCAAUCCUGACUAACUGCGGAGCUAUGGACUACAAACAUGGACCCCAGCGGAGUGGGAGUGGAAGGCGACCGGCGUACUGCUUCAGACUGGUUUAACACCCCCCCCCCUCCCUCUAGCUACCCUCACCAGUGUACGGUUGCAGCACAGCAUCCCUGCAUACAGCAACCUGUACGAAAUUCAGCCCUCUGAAGCUCCUCAAUCCGACGCCGUCGAAGACACACGCACACACCACCGAUACUAACACACAUGCACACAGACCCGAUACUAACACACACACACACCCCGAUAUAAACACACACGAACAAACCCAGAUAUAAACACACGCGCACACCCCGAUACGAACACACGCACACACACCCCCCGAUAUAAACACACACACACACCCCAAUAUAAACACGUGCGCACACCCUGAUACAAACACACGCGCGCACACCCCGAUACGACCACACGCGCGCACACCCCUAUACAACCACACGCGCACACACCCCCGAUCGAAACACACAAGCACACACCCCCGAUACAAACACACACGCACACACCCCCGAUACAAACACACCCCACACCCCGAUACAAACACACACACACACCCCCCGAUACAAACACACACACAAACCCCCGAUACAAACACACACGCACACACCCUCGAUACUAACACACACGCACCGCACACCCCGAUGCUAACACACACACACCCCCGCUACUAACACACACGCACACCCAUCCCGACACGCUGUCUCCUCUGCAUAAGACGGUCUGCGGCUCAUCAGCCACGGCAGCGUUGCUGUCAACCGCUCCAAUGGGGACAUUGGACUUCCCCCGCGUCUGCAGUCCAGCAGUCGUUCACACUACUGAGGAUAGACAUGGACAAUGUUUAUCCUUUACCUUUUUAAAAUUACAGACUUGCGUCAUAAACGCCGCAAGACGGAUGAUAAUUUGCACUCUACGGUGUGUAUCCCUCUCUGGUCCCAGACUCUUGCGACUGAAUACAGUAUCCUGCUGAACAAUCGGGCUCCAACGCUGCUGCUUGUUAGCACCAAUGUGGCGUGGGGCCAUGCGCCGCCUUCCUGCUAACACGGUUCCUCCGCGGGUUUGUGGAACUUUAAUCGGAACCAAAUGAUCGUCGAGCCAGCAAAAAGUUCACAUGAAACUAUUGGAUAUUGAAACAGAGUAAACCGGAGACAUUGAAGAGGGGAGGAGGAGAAGACGUAGCAUUGCGGCACUAGACGGGGAAACGAGCCAUCCCUCCUGGACGCCACAACAUGAAGUCUGGAUUCAUUCUGUCGUGUGUAAGCUGUGAAGGCUAAACUAGUGCAAUUACUUUAGAGCGAAUGCAAGACCCAUUUGAAUAUAUACGGUAUCCUAUGUAUACUCCUUGCGUUUGGUCAAACUUUAACCGAGCACUCCGUUUCCUCUGAGGGGAGGUUAUCUCCUUAGUCACUAGCCUUAUGUCGGCCGUCCAUGUGAUCAGCUAGCUGACGGUGUGUAAAGCUCUGUCCACACAAGUCCUCAAGACACGUUGACUAGACUCUUACAUUGGGCUUUAUACACUGGUUUAUUCUCAGUGAUUUUCUUUAGUUCUACAAUCGGAUCUAACCCAAUGGUAACUGUUUACUGUUCAGACAUAUACCUUAAGCUCUUACUGUUUGUUUAAUUAUAGAUUUUCUAUUCAUUUAACCUUUUUUAUUAUUUUCUUAACUAGCUAGGCUUUUUGCGUUUGGUGUCAAAGUCGACUAGCGUCCGUGCUUGAGGGUCAAUGGGGAUGAAGGACUGUGCAGACGACUGCACUGUCGGAAGUUUCCAGAAUGUUGAAGAUGUAUAACAUUAAGGGUAACUGCAGAUCCUCCCUAUGGUGGUUAGAUGGGUGGACUGAAUUUGAUGACCUCUACAGUUAUUGAUGGGAUCUUGUGUGGAAGGAGAAAGCGAGUGACAUUGUGUUUGUUGGGUUGCGUUCUGGACAGAGAACACGAUGGAAAGUUUGACUUAACCUAUGCAUUCAGAGUUUGAUAUUUUUAUAAUGGUUCUGUGUAUUUUGCAGAUAACCUUACACACUGUUGAAGCUGUGAUUUACGUUGUUGGGGGGGGGGGGGUCUUUGAUAAAGCAUGGGAAAGGUGUCCAUUAAAAAGAUGAUGUGAUCCGAUCUCACUUACUGCCUCAAACCGCUCCUCUAGAAGACUACCUGUAGGGGGCGUUUACUUCAAGAUUCAUUUUGUACCCACAACAAAACCCGAUUUGAAUUAUUAUGGAUUAUUUUGGACAAUGAAUGAGGUAUUAAUACCAAUACUCUUUGGCUGGGACGUUGUCAACAUCGAGCAGAACAUAGUGGGUCAUAUGUCAACGUUUUUUGUAUGAAUUUUAUUCAUUAGUAAGCUACAUGGAUAUGCCAUCUUUCAGAACCUUCCAUUACCUGCACUAAAGAGAAUAAAAGAGCGCAUCCUCA
Gadus macrocephalus (Pacific cod) is the source of this 4563-nucleotide messenger RNA. It is a transcript of the gene ankrd40, whose product is annotated as ankyrin repeat domain 40. Gene Ontology annotation, biological process: proteolysis. Gene Ontology annotation, molecular function: protein binding; aspartic-type endopeptidase activity. The coding region runs from base 427 to 1689 and encodes 420 amino acids. The transcript has 5 exons. The record is from RefSeq and is a predicted model, not a curated record. Lineage: Eukaryota; Metazoa; Chordata; Actinopteri; Gadiformes; Gadidae.